AAAUGAUCAAAACGAAACCAAGUGAGGAUGACAGUGAACUGGAUUUAUCAGCUUUAUGUCCAAAGGUUAGCUCAGCCACUGCAGCCAAGGAGCUGUCUGUAUCGGACACUGAUAUCUCGGAGAUAUCUUGGACUGACAAUGGAACUUUUAAUUUAUCUGAGGGAAACACUCCACAGACAGACACAUCUGAUGUGGAUUUUGAUCGGCCAAGCGAUCACGAGGAAGCUUUCGCAAAGGAUCUCGCAGAAUUCCCGUCCGUGGAAAACGGCGCCGAGACAAACGAUGAGGAUUCGAGCAUUGGUUUACCAGUGCGGCAUAAAAGGAAAAAAGCUCACCCACCAACCUCAUUGGACCAGUAUUACAAGCAGGAUAAGGAAGGGGCCUCCGCAGCAGGCCUUCCCUUGUCUUUGGUCAACGACCAGGCCUUCAGCUUGGUGACAGCAAUUGCCGGCGAUGUCGUGACAUCGGUGGUAUCGGCAGCCAUCAGAGAACAGUUGCAAUCUGUGCCGGAAAUCCCAAGCGAAGAGGCAGAGGCAGAAGAAGGAGAUGAUUUCGAACUGCUCGAUCAGUCGGAGCUCGAACACAUGGAGAGUGAACUACCAAUGCCUACCAAAAGCCCAAAGGCAGAGCCCCAGGAAAAAAAGAAGUCUUCGGGCUUUCUCUCAAAUCUGCUCGGUGGGCAUUAACGCGGAAAGGGAAGCUGCUUAAUAUAGUAUAUUGAUAUAAAAACAAGACAAUGUGAAAUGCAAGGGAGAGGAAUUGACGAGCUGUUAAGCUUUACCUAUUAUUCUAGAUGUGCUGUAACAUUCUUCAUGCAGAGUGAACGAACGUGUUCUUAGAUCAGUUGAUGCUGGUUAGCUUUGUUUUAUGAUAGUUGAUGCCAUAGAAAUGAAAUCACGAUAUUUUCAUUCACAGCAAUUUUAAGAGGCUUCUUAUACAAAUGUAGCUCAGUUUUGGCUGUCGCCAAAUCUUUGUCACUUUCAGCCUGUUACCCCCACCCCAAAAAAAGCAUUUUGGCAGCAAUAUUUCAGGGAGAGAAAAUAUCUGCAAAAUUCAAAAAGCCAUCGUACCCUAACUUAACAAGGCUUCGAACACUUUUUUGCUGCCAUCAUCUUUAACACACCCAAGUCACACAUUCUCUAAUUGAAUAGUAAUUUUUCUUAUGUUAUGAGGACCCAGAUUGUUGUUGGGGGCAAUAUGCUGACUCUGUAAACCGCUUAGAGAGGGCUGAAAGCCCUAU
Molecule: messenger RNA, 1240 nt
Organism: Thamnophis sirtalis
Lineage: Eukaryota; Metazoa; Chordata; Lepidosauria; Squamata; Natricidae
Source: RefSeq, a predicted model, not a curated record